Messenger RNA from Helobdella robusta, 1134 nucleotides. RefSeq lists its product as hypothetical. Gene Ontology annotation, biological process: peptidyl-arginine methylation. Gene Ontology annotation, cellular component: nucleus. Lineage: Eukaryota; Metazoa; Annelida; Clitellata; Rhynchobdellida; Glossiphoniidae. The transcript has 3 exons. The record is from RefSeq and is a predicted model, not a curated record. Bases 1 to 1134 code for a protein of 377 amino acids. Gene Ontology annotation, molecular function: protein-arginine N-methyltransferase activity.
AUGGAAGAACGAGAUGACAGGAAAUAUGAAAGCAGUUACAAUGACAUAACCGUCCACGAACUCAUGCUCAGAGAUGACAGCAGGACACUGGCCUACAAAAAGUUCAUUGAAGAGAAUCCACAUUUCUUUAAGCGGAAAGUCGUAAUGGAUGUUGGGGCUGGUACAGGAAUCCUGUCACUGUUUGCUGCUAGUGCAGGAGCGAAAAAAGUUUAUGCAGUAGAAGCUAGCAACAUAAGUAAACUCUGCAAGAAAAUAAUAGAAAAGAACAAGGUGGAUGGCAUAGUUCAGGUGAUUCAUGGAAGGGUGGAGGAGGUGAGCAUACCUGAAAAGGUAGACGUCAUAAUAUCCGAAUGGAUGGGCUUCUACUUGCUGCAUGAGUCCAUGCUGCAGUCGGUGAUAGUGGCCAGGGAUAGGUUCUUGAAACAAGAUGGUCAGAUAUUUCCAUCCAUUGCUAAUCUCUAUGCAUGUCCAACAUCACUGAAGUCUCACCAUGAUGAGGUCAACAAGUUCUGGAAAAAUUUUUAUGGCUACAAUUUCAAAUCAACUACAACAUCCAACAAAGAGCCAAAGAUCCUAACAAUAAACCCAAAAGAUUUAAUAUCAGAUCCACAUUUAAUCACGGCAAUUGAUCUGAUGUAUGCAGAUGUCAACGAUUUCAACAUCAUCUCCACAUCACUGAAAUUCGCAUUCACCAAGCAUGACAUCAUGAGAGGCAUAGCUCUGUGGUUCGAUGUAAUUUUUGGAAAUGAAGAUGAUGACAACGAACCCAUUACAAAGAAAAUUAGUCAAGCUUCUAACACAUUACUGGAAUCCUCAGGCACAUCUCUACAAGUUUUUUCUCCGGGGUCCAACAUUAUGAAACCAGUUACUCUCUCGACAUCUCCACUACAUCCAGCCACACACUGGAAGCAAACGGUUAUUCCGUUCUUUGAAUCGUACUUUGUGAGGCCGGGAUCCUGGUUCAAAUGCGAAAUGAUCCUCACUCAAGAUGAAUUGCACAAGAGGAGGUACAACAUAACAGUCGAAGUUGAAGACAGCGGUGGUGAUAAGGAGGAGGAUGAAAUUAGUGACGUCAGUGAUGACAUCAGAGCCGAACUUGAAGAAUUAGUAAAAAACAAAAUGGAAGAAAAUUGA